Serinus canaria (Common canary) is the source of this 1998-nucleotide messenger RNA. Its product is annotated as leucine-rich repeat-containing protein 7. Lineage: Eukaryota; Metazoa; Chordata; Aves; Passeriformes; Fringillidae. Gene Ontology annotation, cellular component: postsynaptic density; adherens junction; postsynaptic membrane. The transcript has 18 exons. Gene Ontology annotation, molecular function: protein binding. Gene Ontology annotation, biological process: neurotransmitter receptor transport postsynaptic membrane to endosome; neurotransmitter receptor transport, endosome to postsynaptic membrane. The record is from RefSeq and is a predicted model, not a curated record. Bases 1 to 1998 code for a protein of 665 amino acids.
AUGCCCGAAUUCCCGCCGCGAGGAACGCGCCGAGGCAGCGGAUUCACCCCUCCCAUGAGCUACGGCAGGAGCCGGGAGCGGGGCCGGCGCCGGCGCUUGGUGUCCCUGCUGCAGAACCCAUCCCUGCUCUGCAGAGUAUGCUGCUUGGAGAUGAGCAGCAAAAGGAAGCUGAUCGGGCGCCUGGUGCCGUGCCGGUGUUUCCGCGGCGAGGAGGAGAUCGUCUCCGUGCUGGACUAUUCCCACUGUGGCCUGCAGCAGGUGCCAAAGGAGGUCUUCAACUUCGAGAGGACCCUGGAGGAGCUCUACCUCGAUGCCAACCAGAUUGAGGAGCUUCCCAAGCAACUGUUCAACUGCCAGGCCCUGCGGAAGCUGAGCAUCCCCGACAACGACCUCUCCAGCCUCCCCACGUCCAUCGCCAGCCUGGUCAACCUCCGGGAGCUCGACAUCAGCAAGAAUGGAAUCCAAGAUUUCCCAGAAAACAUUAAGUGUUGUAAGUGUUUAACAAUAAUCGAAGCCAGCGUCAACCCCGUGUCCAAGCUGCCAGAUGGCUUCACACAACUUCUAAAUUUGACCCAGCUCUAUCUAAACGAUGCCUUUUUGGAGUUUCUUCCAGCUAACUUUGGAAGACUUGUCAAAUUGCGAAUUUUGGAGUUAAGAGAAAACCACUUGAAAACUCUACCAAAGUCAAUGCACAAGCUGACUCAGCUGGAGAGGCUGGACCUGGGCAAUAAUGAGUUCUCUGAGCUGCCUGAGGUUCUUGAACAAAUCCAGAAUCUGAAGGAGUUGUGGAUGGACAAUAAUUCCUUGCAAGUGCUACCUGGGUCUAUAGGGAAGUUAAAACAGCUCGUGUACCUGGAUGUGUCCAAAAACAGGAUCGAGACGGUCGACCUGGACAUCUCGGGCUGUGAGGGGCUGGAGGAUCUCCUCCUCUCCUCCAACAUGCUGCAGCAGCUGCCAGAUUCCAUAGGAUUGUUGAAGAGACUGACAACCCUGAAAGUGGAUGACAACCAGCUCACCAUCCUGCCCAAUGCCAUUGGAAACCUGUCCCUGCUGGAGGAGUUUGACUGCAGCUGCAACGAGCUGGAGGCGCUGCCCUCCACCAUCGGGUACCUGCACAACCUGCGCACCCUGGCCGUGGAUGAGAACUUCCUCCCGGAGCUGCCCAGAGAAAUUGGGAGCUGUAAGAACGUGACUGUGAUGUCCCUGCGCUCCAACAAACUGGAAUUUCUGCCUGAUGAGAUUGGCCAGAUGCAGAAGCUGAGGGUGUUAAAUCUGAGUGACAACAGACUGAAGAAUUUGCCCUUCACUUUCACCAAACUCAAAGAGCUGGCAGCCUUGUGGCUUUCUGACAACCAGUCCAAGGCCCUGAUCCCGCUGCAGACGGAGGCGCACCCCGAGACCAAGCAGCGCGUGCUCACCAACUACAUGUUCCCGCAGCAGCCCCGCAGCGACGAAGAUUUCCAGUCAGACAGUGACAGUUUUAACCCCACGCUCUGGGAGGAGCAGAGGCAGCAGAGGAUGACAGUGGCCUUUGAGUUCGAGGACAAGAAGGAAGAGGAGGAGAACCCAGGGAAAGUCAAGGUGGAGAUCAACCUGAAGCGUUACCCCACGCCCUACCCCGAGGAUCUGAAGAACAUGGUGAAGUCAGUGCAGAACCUGGUGAGCAAACCCAGCCUGGGCGUGCGGCCCGAGAACGCCGCGCCCGCCGCCAGCACCGACCCCACGGGCAAGGACAAGUACGAGCACAAGUGGCCCCUGACCCCCAAGGAGAUCUCCGUGGAGGAUGCCUUUGGACAUCCUGGCAGCGAGAUGAGGAUAGGGGAGCUCCGUCCUUCCAUGCCUGAGACGCCGCUCUACCCCCCCAAACUCGUCCUGCUGGGUAAAGACAAGAAAGGUCUUAAUGCUCCUGGAGGUGGAGCUGCAGCUGUUGGUGUCCCAUUGUUGCUGUCCCAUCUCCCUCUGCCCUGGACCUCCAAAAAGGUUCUUGAAAAGCCAUAA